ACCGCCGAGCCCGGGCCCGCGCUGCCGCCGCUUUCGCUUUCCUCCGCCUUCCUCCCCUUCCUCCGCUCGCUCGCCGCCGCGCCGCGACCCGCCGGCCGUGCGUCCGAGAGGCCAGCCCGAGGGUGUUAAACGGCAAAAUGGUCCAUGCUGAAGCAUUUUCACGUCCCCUGAGCCGGAAUGAAGUGGUUGGAUUAAUUUUUCGUUUAACCAUAUUUGGUGCUGUAACAUAUUUUACCAUUAAAUGGAUGGUUGAUGCCAUUGAUCCGACCAGAAAGCAAAAAGUAGAAGCUCAGAAACAGGCUGAAAAACUAAUGAAGCAAAUUGGAGUGAAAAAUGUCAAGCUUACUGAAUACGAAAUGAGUAUUGCUGCACAUCUCGUAGACCCACUUAGCAUGCAUGUAACCUGGAGUGAUAUUGCAGGUUUAGAUGAUGUUAUUACAGAUUUGAAAGAUACUGUCAUUUUGCCCAUCAAGAAGAAAUACUUGUUUGAGAAUUCCAGGCUCUUACAGCCACCAAAAGGAGUACUUCUCUAUGGUCCUCCUGGUUGUGGCAAAACGCUGAUUGCCAAAGCUACAGCAAAGGAAGCAGGUUGUCGAUUUAUCAAUCUCCAGCCUUCAACACUGACGGACAAAUGGUAUGGAGAGUCUCAAAAACUGGCUGCUGCUGUCUUCUCCCUUGCUAUAAAGCUCCAACCGUCCAUCAUUUUUAUUGACGAAAUAGAUUCCUUCUUACGAAGUCGAUCGAGUUCUGACCAUGAAGCUACAGCUAUGAUGAAAGCUCAGUUCAUGAGUCUGUGGGAUGGACUGGACACCGAUUAUAACUGCCAAGUAAUAGUGAUGGGAGCCACCAACCGUCCUCAGGAUCUUGACUCUGCAAUCAUGAGAAGAAUGCCGACCCGGUUUCACAUCAACCAACCUGCUCUGAAACAACGAGAAGCAAUCCUGAAGCUAAUUUUGAAAAAUGAAAAUGUGGACAGGCAUGUAGAUCUCCUAGAAGUUGCUAAAGAGACCGAUGGCUUCUCAGGCAGUGAUCUGAAAGAAAUGUGCCGGGAUGCAGCACUCCUCUGUGUCAGGGAAUAUGUUAAUUCUGCCUGUGAAGAAGAGACCCAUGAUGAAGAUGAAAUUCGGCCUGUGCAGCAACAGGAUCUCCACAGGGCAAUUGAGAAGAUGAGAAAAUCAAAGGAUGCCACACUGCAGAAUGUUUUGAUGCAUGUUAGUUUAGAUUAAGACAAAAGAGUGUGUUUGCAGUUUCUGAUGUGAUUUAGUUUGACUUCUGUAAUCAGUUAGCAAAAACAAUGUCGGGGGUGGGAGCGGGGAUGUUCCUUGAAUAAGGGAGUUCUGUUUCUGGAAUUGUUUUUAUACAACAAAUUCUAAGUUAUUGAAAUUCCGUCAUGCGCAACUAGAAGUGUAACAAUAGAUCAUGAAGUGGAACAAUUAUAGCCCAGACCAAGAGCAACUGCCUGUGUUUUGUCCCAUACUCAAUACACUGUGUAGCCUUAAAGCAGGUUCUGACGUGGUGCAUGGGUUCAGCGGGUCACCGGUGUGGAGGGGAGACGAUCCAUUACCAGUUUGUGUAUAUACGUACGAGUGUGUGUGUAUGUAUUAAAUGUAUAUAUCCACACCUUUUUUUAUAUAUAGACAUAAUCUGUAGAUAACUUGAGUAUGGAAAAUCUUUUCUACUUACUGAAUCAAACCAAAUCAGAAGAUGUAUAGAUUAAAGAUUCGUCAAUACUCAAUUCACACUUACUUCUUCCUUUUAGCAGCAAAUAUGAAGAUAGAAAUUCUGCUUCUAGAAUAACUUUCAGGCAAAUUGAAACGUUACUGACUUUUCUUUCACAUUACCACUUGAAAUCUGGUGCCAUUUAGUAAAGAUAGUAAACUGCUGUAAAAAUGUCUGAAUACUUUUCAUUUUGUAUGAAUUCUGCUUUUUGAGGCUUUUUAAACAAAUGCUGGUUUUAUUUUUAUUUUUCCCUUGAUGUGAGUAAUUAGAGUAGAAUCUUAACUGGUCUUUCAUAAAGCCCCACAUAUUAUAAGCUCUCUGAAAUUGUGGCUUUCUGAUCUAUUAUGCAUUGUAACGAGGGCUUGCUGCUAUUUAACCUCCUCUGAAGACCCACUUCUGCACCGUGGCAUUGUACCAUGAAGUGUCAUGCGCAUAGCUCUGAGGCGCGGGGUGAGGGGGGUCGUUUUGUGAUGUUUUGCUCUGUCACGUGCUCUGAUCUGCGAAAUUGAAGAGAAGAGAAUGGGUUUUAGGUUUAUAAAUGUGACUUGGUAAUGUUCUGCUGUACUUGCUGGUAACAGUUUUAGUAAAUUCAUGUAACGUUACGUGGUGAUAAAGGCAAAGGGUUAAAAAAUGUAAGUGGCAACAGUGUUUUGGUAAAGUUAUUGUCAGUAGGCUUUCAAGAACUUGAUUUUUCUUCUUACAAUAUUACGAAUUGUGCACUAAUUAAACACAAGUACAUAAUCGGAAUUGUUCAAACCCCUGGGGUGGUAUGCUGUGUCACAGCUCUGCUAGCUAUCGAGGGAAGGUAAGCACUGAAAACGAGAUAAGGAUGUAAAAUGAAAUGCACUGCAAAGUAAACCAAAGACAGCUGGAGGUGGCCAUCGGAGAGUAUCAGGUGCUGGUGCCAAUUUCUGUUAAGCGCAGCUUUCUCAUUGCUGUCCCUUUGUCUGGCAUGCUGGUUGUGUAAUGCAGCAGGUGGGUUUGACCUGAUUUAAUCUCCUUGGGUACCAAACAGGGGGAGGUUUUUUAAUAAUUUAAUAAUUGCUUUGCUUUUUGAUAUGGGGGUAAAAGGUCUAUGGUAAAUGCAUGUUGCUCUAACACAAGGAUGUAGGACGUUAGGCAUGCCAGAAGUACUGGGCUGUGGAAAUCUAAAAAGUCUGGGGUGUGUGGAAUGCUAAUCCCACUAGUCAUGUUAGGAAGUGAUGUAAGCCAGCGCUAGCUCUGGGAGAGCCCGAGUUCAAGCACUAGCCUUAAACAUGCAAAUCGUGCUACUUUUAUUGGAAGCUGGUUUCUUGGGAGGUUUGAAUUAUGUGUGUGCCUGAUGCAGGUCUCCAGCUAUUCAGUUUGUUUUCAGUGCCUGCUCUGACUCCGAUGUUCUCCCAGCCCCUCGCGGUAGCUGUUACACCUGAGAAAGGCCAGGCUGGUGCAAUAAUGCAGCUUGUCCUGCGCCGCCUCCUUUUUUUCAAGGUGCUUCCUACUUAGUGAAGACCUCGUGUGGGCAGCCGAAGAAUGCCAUCUUAAUAAUUUAAUAGAGUGAGUGCAAAGUGUGUUCUCAAGCAAAUUUAAAUGUCAAACUGAGCGCACAGGAAUAGGAACAAACCUUUCACUGUUUGUUUGCAGAUGCUGGGGACAUCCUCUAGUCACUCCGGUUUGGGUGUUUCUCCAAAAACCUGGCUGUUUGCAUGCUGGCUGGAUCUUGCCUUUACCUCAUGCCUGUAAUGCAUUGCUGCGGGUUUCAGGGACUGAUUUGCAGAGGCGCAAGAGGUUAUUUGUAAUUGCCCCUGAGGACAGUUCCCACAGCUGGAGUGCGAUUUCCACUUUUCCAAGGACUUUUCCAUACUUGCCCGCUCCUGCUGCUGCUUUGGGAGUCUUUGUCAAAGCGCAGAUCCUCUUGGCAGCUUGCUCAAAAGGUGGGGAAGCGGUGGGGUUUGUCAUGCAGGAACGUGGCCGCUUUCAUUCCACGGUCUCCAGGGGCUUGGUCCAGGCUCCUCACCGUUUGAUCCUGCCUCUCCUUAGAGCAGGGACAAGCCUAACCCCUCUCCUGCGGCUCGAGGGCCAGUUGCCCAAACCGAGCAUUGUUUCACAGGCGUGGGCUGAGGCUGAUCUAGUCUCCAGCACUGAGCUCUGAGUUGUAAUGCAAAGUGCCAUGUGAAACAGGUCUUUCUUGGGGGUUUAAAGGUGGAAUCCGCUGGCAGGAAGAGGCAUAGACAUUCCCAGCAGGCAAAUAAUGUGCUCAGGACCUGUUCAGCUGUAGCGGUCAGCAGCAGACACUGUGUACAGUACAGACUGUACCUAAAUUGUCCCUGGGCUGUAUCUUGCCAGUCUGAUACUGCAGCGCAAACAGAAAUCUUUGGAGUAGUCUUAAGUAACAGGUAAAUAAAUGUGGUGUUUGUUU
Messenger RNA from Aquila chrysaetos chrysaetos, 4114 nucleotides. RefSeq names its product ATPase family AAA domain containing 1 (gene ATAD1). Gene Ontology annotation, molecular function: ATP hydrolysis activity; ATP binding. The record is from RefSeq and is a predicted model, not a curated record. Gene Ontology annotation, cellular component: mitochondrial outer membrane. The transcript has 10 exons. Bases 138 to 1226 code for a protein of 362 amino acids. NCBI's taxonomy places the organism in Eukaryota, Metazoa, Chordata, Aves, Accipitriformes, Accipitridae.